AUGGCCGACGCAGUCGCAGGAGCGCCCAAGACCAAUGGUCACUUAAACGGCUAUCCUAGCAAGAUGGCAGCAAAGUACAACCUUGCGCCUCACUUCAUCGGCGGCAACGAGCUCUCGAGUGCCGCGCCCAGCAAAGUGAAGGACUUCGUAGCCGCACACGAUGGUCACACCGUCAUCACGAGUGUCCUGAUUGCCAACAACGGUAUCGCAGCAGUCAAGGAGAUCCGAUCGGUACGAAAAUGGGCAUACGAGACCUUUGGUGACGAGCGGGCCAUCCAGUUCACCGUGAUGGCCACGCCAGAAGAUCUGGGCGCCAAUGCCGACUACAUCAGAAUGGCUGAUCAGUACGUUGAAGUGCCAGGCGGCACGAACAACAACAACUACGCCAACGUGGAGCUUAUUGUCGAUAUUGCGGAACGCAUGAACGUGCAUGCAGUCUGGGCAGGAUGGGGACACGCCUCAGAGAACCCCAAACUCCCCGAAUCGCUCGCCGCCUCGCCCAAGAAGAUUGUUUUCAUCGGUCCUCCUGGCUCUGCUAUGAGGUCGCUCGGUGACAAGAUCUCCUCGACAAUCGUCGCACAGCACGCCAAGGUACCAUGUAUCCCGUGGUCAGGAACUGGCGUGGACCAUGUAGAGGUGGACGAGAAUAACAUCGUCACUGUUGAUGACGAGACCUAUGCCAAAGGUUGCGUGAAGUCGUGGCAAGAAGGUCUCGAGUCAGCAAAGAAGAUUGGCUUCCCAGUCAUGGUCAAGGCAUCAGAAGGAGGUGGAGGCAAGGGUAUCCGAAAGGUCGAUGGCGAGGAGGGCUUCGAGGCAUUAUACAAGGCCGCAGCCAGCGAGAUCCCUGGAUCGCCCAUCUUCAUCAUGAAGCUCGGAGCCAAUGCCAGGCAUUUGGAGGUCCAGCUUCUUGCUGACCAGUACGGCAACAACAUUUCCAUCUUCGGUCGUGACUGUUCCGUGCAGCGAAGACAUCAAAAGAUUAUCGAAGAGGCGCCAGUGACGAUUGCGGGACAGAAGACCUUCCAGCAGAUGGCUGAUGCCGCUGUGUCGCUUGGUAGAUUGGUCGGCUACGUUUCUGCUGGUACAGUGGAGUAUCUCUACUCCCACGCGGACGACAAGUUCUACUUCCUCGAGCUGAACCCCCGGCUUCAAGUUGAGCAUCCAACCACUGAGAUGGUUUCGGGUGUCAACAUUCCAGCUGCUCAGCUCAUGGUCGCCAUGGGUAUCCCACUCAACCGCAUCCGUGACAUUCGUUUGCUCUACGGCGCGGAUCCUCACACACAGACUGAUAUCGACUUUAACUUCGAGAAAGAAGGCGCUUCCCAGCUGCAGCGCCGACCACAGCCAAAGGGACACUGCACAGCUUGCCGUAUUACCUCCGAGGACCCAGGCGAGGGUUUCAAGCCAUCUUCAGGUACGAUGCACGAACUGAACUUCCGAUCGAGCUCGAACGUCUGGGGAUACUUCUCCGUCGGUGCUGCAUCUGCCAUCCACAACUUCUCCGAUUCCCAAUUCGGUCACAUCUUCGCAUACGGCGAGAACAGACAGGCUUCCCGAAAGCACAUGGUCGUUGCACUGAAAGAGCUGAGCAUUCGUGGUGACUUCAGGACAACGGUGGAGUACCUCAUCAAGCUGUUGGAAACUCCAGCUUUCGAGGACAACACCAUCACGACCGGAUGGCUCGAUGAGCUGAUCAGCAAGAGAUUGACAGCCGAGCGACCAGAUCCCAUGAUCGCGGUGGUCUGUGGUGCCGUUACGAAAGCACACUUGGCCAGCGAAGAGUGCAUGGGCGAAUACAAGAAGGGCCUCGACAAGGGUCAAGUUCCGAGCAAGGAGAUCCUGAAGACAGUCUUCCCAGUGGAGUUCAUCUACGAGGGCAGCAAAUACAAGUUCACGGCGACACGAUCCAGCCCAGACACAUACACACUGUUUGUGAACGGCAGCAAGGCGCUGGUCGGCAUUCGAGCACUUUCGGACGGCGGUCUUCUUGUACUCCUUGGAGGACGCUCGCACAGUGUCUACUGGAAAGAGGAGGUCGGUGCUAUCCGAAUGUCAGUCGAUGGCAAGACCUGCUUGCUUGAGCAAGAGAACGACCCAACACAGCUUAGGACACCUUCUCCAGGAAAGCUGGUCAAGUAUGCUGUCGAGAACGGAGAGCACGUCAAGAAGGGCCAGGCUUUCGCUGAAGUGGAGGUCAUGAAGAUGUACAUGCCGCUCCUCGCUCAAGAGGAUGGACAUGUCAACCUCAUCAAACAGCCAGGCGCCACGCUCGAAGCCGGAGACAUCCUCGGUAUCUUGGCACUUGACGACCCUACCAAGGUGAAGUCGGCUCAGCCAUUCUUGGGCCAGCUGCCAGAGAUGGGAACGCCUGUUGUGUUGGGCACGAAGCCACCGCAGCGAUUCGCAUUCUUGAAGGGUGUGCUUCAGGCCAUCCUGUCGGGUUAUGACAACUCGGUCAUCAUGCAGCAGACACUGAAGGACUUCAUCGCUGUGCUCCGCGACCCUGAGCUGCCGUACGGGGAGUGGAACGCGCAAGCAUCAGCGCUGCACUCACGCAUGCCGCAGAAGCUAGACACUGCGUUCGAGCAGCUCGUUGAGCGCGCACACAACCGCAAGACUGAGUUCCCAGCGAAGCAGCUCCGCAAGACGUUCGACCGCUUCUUGGCCGACAAUGUCUCUGCAGGCGACGCUGAGCUGCUACGAACUGCUCUCACACCAUUGACGGACAUCAUCGCCAAAUACGAGGAUGGCCUCAAGGCACACGAGUUCGCCGUCUUCAUCGAGCUCUUUGACCAAUACUGGGCCGUGGAGAGCAUAUUUUCCGCAAGGCAGAGCCGCGAUGAAGAGAUUGUGCUAUCCCUACGUGAUGCCAACAAGGACAAGACUGCGAACGUCGUGCAAACCGUGCUUUCGCACACUCGAGCAAGCGCGAAGAAUAGCCUGAUGGUUGCGAUCCUCGACCAGUUCAGGCCGAACCGUCCAGGUGUUGGCAAUGUUGCCAAGUACUUCCGUCCAUCCCUGCAGAAGCUCGCAGACCUCGAAGGUCGCGCUACUGCCAAGGUGUCGCUCAAGGCCCGUGAGCUGCUCAUCCAGUGCGCUAUGCCAUCGCUUGAGGAGCGCACUUCUCAAAUGGAGCACAUCCUGCGCUCUGCUGUCCUCGAAUCCAGGUACGGCGAGAGUGGUUGGGAUCACAGAGAGCCCAACUUUGAGGUCAUCAAGGAAGUUGUGGACUCCAAGUUCACAGUCUUUGAUGUGCUGCCGCACUUCUUCGUGCACCAGGAUCCAUGGGUUUCCCUUGCGGCUCUGGAAGUGUACACACGCCGCGCAUACCGUGCGUACAAUCUCAAGUCGCUUGAGUACCUCACCGAGAACGAUGUGCCGUACGUCCUUGCUUGGAACUUCGCCCUUAGGAAGGUCGGAGAAGCCGAGUUUGGUCUGCCAGUGGCAUCAUCGCACCCAUCUGAGCCAGGCACGCCGGCUGAGGGUCUGGGUAGAGUCCACUCCAUCAGCGACAUGAGCUACAUUGGUCGCCAAGCUGGCGCUGGAGAGCCUAGCCGACGCGGUGCAGUCGUACCGGUGCCUUUUAUCGAUGAAGCCGAUGAGUACUUGAUGAAGGCUCUCGAGGCUUUCCCAGUCGCUGCUGGUCAGAAGACAAGAGCUGAUGUUAACACUCUCAGCGCCGACCUGUCUAAGAGACGGGCGGGUGUCACUGCACCACAGAGUGAUGAGGAGCUCACUGCUGUCUGCAACGUUGCAGUCCGCGAUUCGGAGUCUCUCGACGACAAGGAAAUUCUCUCCCGCCUCAUUCCCAUCGUCAAGGACUACAAAGACGAGCUUCUCGCUCGUCGCGUGCGACGCCUGACAUUCAUUUGUGGCCACAAGGAUGGCACAUAUCCUGGCUACUACACAUUCCGUGGUCCCACUUACGAGGAAGACACUCAGAUUCGUCACAUCGAGCCAGCGCUUGCCUUCCAGCUUGAGCUCGGACGUCUCUCCAAGUUCAACAUCAAGCCAGUCUUCACGGAGAACCGCAACAUUCACAUGUACGAAGCCAUUGGCAAGAAUGCUGAGAGUGACAAGCGUUACUUCACCCGUGCUACCGUCAGGCCAGGUCACCUUCGCGAGGAUAUCCCAACUGUUGAGUACAUGAUCUCCGAGGCCGACCGUCUCAUGAACGACAUUCUCGAUGCAAUGGAGAUUGCUGGCAACAACGGAUCCGAUCUGAACCACAUCUUCAUCAACUUCUCCACCGUCUUCCCUCUUGCGCCAAAGGAGGUCGAGGAGGCUCUUGGUGGCUUCUUGGACCGUUUCGGUCGACGCGCCUGGAGACUUCGUGUCACUAGUGCUGAGAUUCGCCUGGUUUGCACUGACCCCGACACUGGCAAGCCAUUCCCUAUGCGUGUCAACAUCACCAACACCUCAGGCUACGUCAUUGAGGUCGAGUUGUAUGAGGAGCGCAAGUCCGAGAGGUCGAGCGAAUGGCUGUUCCACAGCAUUGGUGGGACUCGCAAGAUUGGUUCCAUGCACUUACGACCAGUGUCCACUCCUUACGAAACCAAGGGUGCUUUGCAGCCAAAGCGUUACAAGGCUCACAUCAUGGGCACUCAGUACGCUUACGAUUUCCCAGAGCUCUUUCGCCAAGCCAUCGAGAACGAAUGGAUCCAGACCAGUGCUCAGCACCCAGGCAUGAAGGAUAAGCAGCCUGUCAAGGGCGAGUGCAUUGAGUACAACGAGCUCGUGCUUGAUGAGUCCGACAACCUUGCUGAAGUCAAUCGUGACCCAGGUGCCAAUAACAUUGGUAUGAUCGGUUGGAUUGUGACAGCCAAGACCCCAGAGUACCCUCGUGGCCGUCGCUUCAUCAUCAUUGCCAACGACAUCACCCACAAGAUUGGUUCUUUCGGUCCUCAGGAAGACAAGUUCUUCCACAAGUGCUCGGAGCUCGCUCGCAAGCUAGGCAUUCCACGCAUUUACCUGUCUGCCAACUCGGGUGCUCGUAUUGGUAUGGCUGAAGAACUGAUCCCCCACUUCUCCGUCGCCUGGAAGGACCCAAGCCGCCCGGAGGCUGGUUUCGAAUACCUCUACCUGACACCAGAGAAGAAGGCUCGCUUCGAAGAUGGCGCCCUUAAGCACGUUCUCACAAAGGAGAUCAAUGUCGGCGGCGAGCCACGUCACCAGAUCACCACCAUCGUCGGAGCUGAGGACGGCCUCGGUGUCGAGUGUCUGAAGGGCUCCGGUCUUAUCGCAGGAGAGACUUCGCGCGCAUACGAGGACAUCUUCACCGUCACCUUGGUCACUUGCCGUUCCGUUGGUAUCGGUGCCUACCUUGUACGCCUUGGUCAGCGUGCCAUCCAAAUCGAGGGUCAGCCAAUCAUCCUCACUGGUGCCCCUGCCAUCAACAAGCUCUUGGGUCGUGAGGUCUACACCUCCAACUUGCAGCUUGGUGGCACCCAGAUCAUGUACAAAAACGGUGUUUCUCACAUGACCGCCAACGAUGAUUUCGAAGGUGUUUCCAAGAUCGUCCGAUGGAUGUCGUUCGUUCCAGAGAAGAAGGGCGCGCCAGUGCCGAUCUCACCGUCUGCCGACACCUGGGAUCGUGAGAUCACUUUUUUCCCACCACAGAAGGCGCCAUACGAUGUUCGCCACCUCAUCGCUGGUCAGCACACCGACGAGGGUUUCAUGUCUGGUCUGUUCGAUAAGGAUUCUUUCGAAGAAGCACUUGGCGGAUGGGCACGCACUGUCGUAGUUGGUCGCGCUCGUCUUGGUGGCAUCCCAGUUGGUGUCAUUGGUGUUGAGACACGAUCGGUCGAGAACAUCACCCCAGCAGAUCCAGCCAACCCAGACUCUAUCGAGCAGGUUACCAACGAAGCCGGUGGUGUCUGGUACCCCAACAGUGCUUUCAAGACCGCACAGGCCAUCAAGGACUUCAACAACGGCGAGCAGCUUCCAUUGAUGAUUCUGGCUAACUGGAGAGGUUUCUCUGGAGGUCAACGUGACAUGUACAACGAAGUUCUCAAGUACGGUUCGUACAUUGUCGACGCCCUCGUGAAGUACGAGCAACCCGUCUUCGUGUAUAUCCCACCAUUCGGCGAGCUUCGUGGCGGUUCAUGGGUCGUCGUCGAUCCAACUAUCAACCCCGACUUCAUGGAGAUGUACGCCGAUGAGGACGCUCGCGGCGGUGUUCUCGAGCCAGAAGGUAUCGUCGGCAUCAAGUACCGCAAGGAACGCCAACUCGAGACCAUGGCUCGUCUUGAUCAGACCUACGGCGAUCUUAAGCGUGCAUCGCUCGAGAAGGGCAUUUCACCCGAGAAGCAAAAGGAGAUCCAGGCGAAGAUGCACGAACGCGAGCAGCUCUUGCUACCAGUCUAUCUGCAAAUCUCGCUGCAGUACGCUGACCUGCACGACCGAGCAGGUCGCAUGAAGGCCAAGGACACGAUCCGCAUGCCACUGUCAUGGCAGAACGCCCGCCGCUUCUUCUACUGGCGCCUGCGCCGCCGUCUCAACGAAGAGUACGUGCUCAAGCGCAUCGCGGCUUCCCAAUCCAAGGAGCUGGUCAGCAGGUCCACCAGCCUCAAGACUCUCGAGUCUUGGUCUGGUCUACCCAAGUACGCCACGGACGAUGCCGCAGUCGCUGUGUGGUUCGAAGAGAACCGCAAGACCAUCGCCGACAAGAUCGAGGCGAUGAAGACCGACGCGAUUGCCUACGAUGUCGCCGCCCUGAUGCGCAGCCACAAGUCUGGAGGUCUCAAGGGUGUUGCACAAGUUCUUAGCAUGCUGCCUGUGGAUGAGAAGGAGGAGGUGCUGUCCUGGCUGCGAAAGGCAUAG
This is a messenger RNA of Fulvia fulva, 6822 nucleotides long. RefSeq names its product Acetyl-CoA carboxylase. Bases 1 to 6822 code for a protein of 2273 amino acids. The transcript is spliced from 4 exons. The record is from RefSeq and is a predicted model, not a curated record. NCBI's taxonomy places the organism in Eukaryota, Fungi, Ascomycota, Dothideomycetes, Mycosphaerellales, Mycosphaerellaceae. Gene Ontology annotation, biological process: fatty acid biosynthetic process. Gene Ontology annotation, molecular function: metal ion binding; ATP binding; acetyl-CoA carboxylase activity.